AUGGACGACGAAGGACUGCCCAUCUACCACGGGCAAAGCCAUCCAAGAAACAGCGCAUUGGGCUACUACAACAGCCCAGCGCACGACUACGGGCGAUCUACGAGCCAGCAGGCGGGCCAGCCACCGCCAUCGACAGCGACGAGCACGACGAGUGGGCCCAGCAGCCAGGGAAUGUCGUUUUAUCCAUCGAGCGUGGCGACAAACGAAUACUAUCCUCGCCAUGACCCGUAUGCGCCCAGUGCUCUCUACGGCGCACACCACGUUGUCCGCAACCCAGCGUCAACGCCCUCGAGCCCGUAUUACUAUGCAAACGACACCCAUAUCAGCACCGAUCCAACAUCCCCGGCCCCUCCUCGCAAGGCUGCUGGUUUUAGACGCGUGCGCGACGCCAGAGACCUGCGACCAGCCUUGCAGCACUCAGCUCCCUCGGCCCUCAAGGCCCUCACGACAAACAUCUCCACCACCUUUAACAUCUGCAACCCCCAGUUCUCCUACGAAUCAUCCACAAACCCCAGGAGAGUCCUCACAAAGCCAAGCAAGCCUGCUCACAACGAUGGCUAUGAUAACGAGGAUUAUGAUUACAUCCUCUACGUGAACGAUCUCCUUGGCGGCGAAGAAAGCCACAAGUACUUGAUUCUCGACGUACUCGGUCAGGGCACAUUCGGUCAGGUUGUAAAAUGCCAGAAUACUCGGACACACGAGAUUGUCGCCGUCAAAGUCGUCAAAAACAAGCCUGCGUACUUUAACCAGAGUAUGAUGGAGGUCACGAUUCUGGAGAUGCUCAACAAGGAUUAUGAUCCGCACGACGAACAUCACAUUCUCCGGCUCCGAGACUCGUUCAUUCACAAAAACCACCUUUGCCUCGUCUUUGAGUUGCUCUCGUCCAAUCUCUACGAGCUCAUCAAACAAAACUCGUUUAGUGGGCUGAGUACACAGCUCGUCAAAGUCUUUACUGCCCAGUUGCUCGAUGCAUUGACGGUGCUCAAAGAAGCACGGUUGAUCCACUGUGAUCUCAAACCCGAGAAUAUUCUUCUCAGAUCACUCCAAUCUCCUCAGAUCAAGAUUAUAGACUUUGGCUCGGCGUGCCAUGAAAAGCAAACCGUCUACACGUAUAUCCAGUCCAGAUUCUAUCGGUCGCCAGAGGUCCUCCUCGGCGUUCCCUACACGUCUGCGAUUGACAUGUGGUCAUUGGGAUGUAUCGCCGUCGAACUCUUCCUGGGUCUACCAUUGUUCCCGGGAACAAGCGAAUACAAUCAGAUUACAAGAAUCGUGGAGAUGCUUGGCCUGCCACCACAACAAAUGCUCGACUCUGGAAAGCAGACCGGUCAAUUCUUCGACUCGUAUGUCGACACAUACGGCAGGAAGCGAUACCAAUUGAAGACGCUGGAGAAAUAUUCGCGCGAGCACAACACAAAUGAGCAGCCGGGUAAAAAAUACUUUACCCACAACACCCUUCCUGAAAUCAUCAAGGCUGCGCCGAUCCCCGCGCAGCGCGCGAAGCCGCAAGAAGCGGAGAAAGAGCAGUAUAGUCGCCUGGCAUUUAUCGAUUUUGUUCAGGGUCUUCUCAAUCUCAACCCUCAUGAGCGAUGGACACCGCAACAGGCAAAGUUGCAUCCAUUCAUUACGGGCGAAAAGUUUACGGGUCCAUUUGUUCCCCCUGGCUCUGCAAGAGCCAAUGCAGAUCCGGCCAGGCCCUAUGGAGGCCUCCCUCCCGCUCAACCCCAGGGAACUCGAGCGUAUCGAAACGCGGCGAGCUACAAUCAGCAUCUGAAUCAGCACCAGGCCAACACAGCAGCAGCAGCAGCGGCUGCAAGCGCUGCAAAUCCAGCGGGAAGCGGCGGAGCACCCUAUCGGAACCCAUACCUGCCUCCCGGUGGUCAGCAGCCACCAGCACAUCAAGCCCAGGCCGCACCAGCGCAAGCUGCACCACCAGUUGAGGUCUCGCUAGAUGGAUAUUCAAACAAUGCCGCCCCUGCUGCUGGUCCUGCUCAAGCCGCCUACAGCAUGCCUCCUCCGCCCCAAGCCCACGCAGCUACUCGCCUGCAACAUCAUCAUUCCCAAACUGGACCACACGGUCAGGGCAGUCCCUAUGGAAGCUCUCAGCCUCCGCAGGCCGGGUCUUAUCAGUAUACAUCCUCACAGCAAGGCUCGCAGCAGCAGCAGCAACAGCAUCGUGGACGCGCAAACACUGGUCAUAUGGAUAUUGUCCCCCCAGCCAUUGCUCGAAUUGCAAACAUGGGCGGCGAUCAGUCGGGUAUCGGGCGAAACGCACUCACUCCGGUCCUUCGACGAGAUGAUGCGUACCGAGAGUGGGAGCGAAGACACCAGACCGGCGCUGCGCCGGCCACUACGUACCCUCAACUCGAAUACUUGCAACAACAAGCCGAACGUAUGCCGAACACGUGGAGCUCACGAACAUACCACGGGCCGUCUGGAGGUGGUAAUCGCACACAGCUUAGCUUGAACACCACCUCUGGAGGACAGCAGUUCCAACCUCCGCCUGCGGCAAUCGUCGUUGAUACUCAGGAGCGUCCUGUUGGAUUGCGUGAUGUGAUGAGUAGCGUGCGGUCCGCGGCAGGAACCAAUUCGAUGGACUCGUCCUCGCUUGGUCAAGUUUCCUCUUCCAUCUCCACACCACCGUUGGCAUACACGUCUGGCACUGCAUCCUCUGCGUCUGGUCAUCGCUACGGGAACAGCGCCUCGUAUCAACAGUCGCCCGCUACCUCCCUGGCCUAUGACUCUUACGACCGCGGUGGCGGAUCGAAUGGUGCCAAUGCUGGAGGUGGAGAUCUGUCGUCGAUGUAUGCGCCUUUGCAACCACACCAGUACCAAGGGUCGGGCUAUGGCUCUGGAGCGCCUCCUUCUAAUGUCGCACGCGGUCAGCAGCAACCUCCGCAGGCACAGCGACAAGCGACGAUGAACAACGUUCCCCAGGCGUCUGGUGGUGCAUUCUAUACCCCUGGUGCCUCUCCUUCGCUGGGAGGGGCAGGCUCUACAUAUUCCCAACAACAGCAGCGGUCUCUCUAUGGCUCGCAGCCGCCGCUUUCGGCUGGUGGGGACGGGAGACGACUGAACAACGAGAUGGAUGUGUGGUCUCGCUAG
Messenger RNA from Serendipita indica DSM 11827, 3102 nucleotides. The record is from the annotation of a GenBank genome assembly. Lineage: Eukaryota; Fungi; Basidiomycota; Agaricomycetes; Sebacinales; Serendipitaceae.